Molecule: messenger RNA, 443 nt
Organism: Gilbertella persicaria
Lineage: Eukaryota; Fungi; Mucoromycota; Mucoromycetes; Mucorales; Choanephoraceae
Product: DAD/Ost2
Exons: 3
Coding region: 80-418 (112 amino acids)
Biological process (GO): protein N-linked glycosylation
Cellular component (GO): oligosaccharyltransferase complex; membrane
Source: RefSeq, a predicted model, not a curated record
UAUCCGAUAGAGCAAAAAAAAAUUGGGCCAAUAAGCAGGAUACAGCUUUCUUUCUUUAUUGACGCCCUUUGUGUAUAGUAUGGAUCAACUCUCAUUAGCAACACAAAAGUUCAUUGCUGGAUAUAAAGAAAACACACCCAACCAGCUCAAGUUGGUUGAUAUAUACCUUGUUUAUAUCCUUUUUACUGGUAUCUUUCAGUUUAUUUAUAUGGCCUUGGUGGGUACCUUUCCUUACAAUGCCUUCCUUGGUGGCUUCAUCUCAACUGUAGGCAGUUUUGUUCUUGCUGCCAAUUUGAGAAUUCAGACCAAUACAGAAAACAAAGCGUCUUUCAAGACUAUUUCACCAGAAAGAGCUUUUGCUGAUUUUGUUGUUUGCUCUAUUCUUCUUCAUCUGUUUUGUAUCAACUUUUUGGGUUAAUAAAACUACAUUUUUGCCAAGCAAA